This is a messenger RNA of Oncorhynchus gorbuscha (pink salmon), 2543 nucleotides long. Its product is annotated as RNA polymerase II-associated protein 3-like. Gene Ontology annotation, molecular function: protein binding. The record is from RefSeq and is a predicted model, not a curated record. NCBI's taxonomy places the organism in Eukaryota, Metazoa, Chordata, Actinopteri, Salmoniformes, Salmonidae. The coding region runs from base 345 to 2438 and encodes 697 amino acids. The transcript is spliced from 16 exons.
GUUAAGUGGUGUCCAAUCCUUUCAGGUUGUUGGCCCGAGGAAGAACUAAAUAGAUUUAAAUACUGGAGUAGCGUAGUUUUACUUUUUGUGAGUGUUUGUAAAUUUUUUAAUAAGCAAAGUAUAGGGGAGUAUUCCAGUCUAGUAGGUGGCAGUAAUGCAAAAUGUAUUGGUUGCCAACCGCAGUUAAACCCCAUCGAAGAAGAGGACAUGCUGUCAUGGCGCCGAACACAAACACAAAACGACAGUAUGGUGAUAGUUUGUAGCGAACGUUAAAUGCUAGUAAGCCUCGUUUAAACUUAAACUGAUAAAUUACAAUCAAUUUGGGACGCAAGGAACAGGUAGGCAUGUCUGAAAACAAAGCCAUUGAACUCCAACUGCAAAUGCGACAAAAUGCAGAGGACCUGCAUAACUUCAUGAAAGAUCUUGACAGCUGGGAAACUGACAUAAAGAGGAAAGAUGAGCAACUAAGAACUGGGAGCUUUAGCAAGUCUCAAAAAAGCCUCCCACCAGUGCGAAACAAGGACUACAAAAAGAAGAGAGAGAAAAAGAAGGCAUCAGACAACAAUGCAAAGACUGAACCAAAACAAGCACGCAGGAUAAAGUCUCAUGACUAUCAGUUAUGGGACAAAUUUGAUGUGGACAAGGUAUUGGAGUCCAUGGAUAAAGAGGACAGUGCUGCUGAGUCCAAUGACUCUGAGUCUGAGGAUUCUGGGGUUCCUGCAACUGACCAAGACAAGGUGCUUGCUGAGAAGGAGAAAGGCAAUCAGCUGUUCAAAGAAGGGAAGUAUGAGGAUGCCAUUGAGUGUUACACCAGAGGCAUGGGCGCAGACCCUUAUAACCCCGUUCUGCCUACAAACCGAGCUGCCUGCUUCUUCAGACUCAAAAAGUUUGCUGUUGCCGAGUCUGACUGCAACUUGUCCAUCGCUUUGGACAGUAACUACUUCAAAGCAUUUGCACGAAGAGGAGCAUCUCGAUUCGCCCUGCAACAUUAUGAAUCUGCCCUAGAAGAUUAUGUAAUGGUUCUUAAGCUGGAUCCUGGAAACCUGGAGGCACAGAAGGAAGUAAUGCAAUGCAAAGAGGUCAUUGCUAAACUGGGUGGAAAGGCAGAAAGCCCAGAGGCUGCAGUGGUGAUGCUACCUGUGGUGGACGUCAAGCAACAGCAGCUCAUGGAGGAACAGCAGAGGAGACAGGAGGCGGUGGUGCAGAAAGACAGGGGGAAUGCAUACUUCAAAGAGGGGAAGUAUGAGGCUGCAGUAGAGUACUACACCAAGGGCAUGGAAGCGGACAGCACCAACGUCCUCCUGCCUGCCAACCGGGCCAUGGCUUACUUAAAGCUGCAGAGAUAUAAAGAGGCUGAGGAGGACUGUAGUAAAGCAAUAGCCCUGGAUGGCACCUAUUCAAAGGCCUUUGCCCGCAGAGGGACAGCCAGGGCUGCUCUGGGACUGCUCAAACAAGCUAAAGAAGAUUUUGAGGAGGUCCUGAAGCUAGAACCAGGAAACAAGCAGGCAUUUUGUGAGAUGAAGAAGAUUGCAAUUGACAUGGACACCAGUGGUCUGCUGGCAACAGAAGAGCAUGCACAGCGGAGAACAGUACAGCCAAUUAACAAACCACCUGACCUGCAGUCAACCAAGCCAUUGAGUAGAGUGGACAUUGAAGAGGUUUGUGGAAAGAUCCUGGUCCAGGAGGAGUCCUUGGCUGUGUUGACUUCAACCACAGCCCCCCGUGUUAGGCACCAGAAGACCACCUCCAUUGCAGACACUGUGAGAGAGGGUCAGGCCUCACCCCCCUCUACCUCCCCCAGUGCUAAGAUCCCGAAGAUUGAAGAAACAUCAAACCUCCCCUCACAUUCCCCUGUCAAAGGGCCUGUAGGGUAUGCUGUGAGAGCACAGACACAGCAGCACAGGGAGGCAACUGUCAGUGAACCAACAGAACCGCCUGCUACACCAUCAACUGAGCUCGUACCUCCUGCCCCCACCAACAGCUUCCAGCUAGAGGCAGACCUAAGGAAGAUUGGAAAUGGCCCUGAAGUCAUCUACAAGUAUUUGAAGCAAAUCCAGCCUCAGGCUUAUGCAAAGAUCUUCCAGAGCUCUCUUGAACCAGACAUGCUCAAUCAGAUUCUAAGGACGUUACAAAGCUUCUACAUCAAGAAGGAAGAGCCACCUGUCAUACUGGAGAUCCUCAGGAAUCUGGCCGGUGUGAGGCGGUUCGAUAUGGCUGUCAUGUUCAUGUCCAACCCUGAGAAGAAAGGUACCGAUUUGGUUGUUGACCUGGCCCAGUUUGUGAUACAUUAUUUAACCCCAAUGCAAAAUUAUUAUGACAUUGAUAACGGCAAACUUUUUAAUUUUUUUUUAGUUCUACAAGAAUUGUUUAACUUUCUUCGUCAAGCUGGACUUGAGGACGCUUCAGUAGGAGCCCUGCAAAAGAAGUAUGGAGUGUGAUGUGAGUGCAGAACCCUAAAUAAUCACUCACCACCUUCUGGAGACACCUGAAACCCCACCUCUUUAAGGAAUACCUAGGAUAGGAUAAGUAAUCCCUCUCACCCC